This is a messenger RNA of Phodopus roborovskii (desert hamster), 997 nucleotides long. Its product is annotated as transmembrane and coiled-coil domain-containing protein 5B. The transcript is spliced from 11 exons. The record is from RefSeq and is a predicted model, not a curated record. NCBI's taxonomy places the organism in Eukaryota, Metazoa, Chordata, Mammalia, Rodentia, Cricetidae. Bases 1 to 924 code for a protein of 307 amino acids.
AUGGAAGAUGUUGGACAGAACCCAUUGGAGGAUGGGCAUGAGAUAACAGAAAUAUCAAGUUUAGAAGCCAUAAAACAAAACCUCAACUACCUGAACGCGGACCUUGAAAAGGAACUACAGAGGCUGGACGAGGCCAAUCAGAUUCUUUUCAGAAAAAUUCAAAAGAAAGAAGAAUCUAUUCAAAGUCUUGAAAGAGAUAUUGCCCUGUCCAUUGGGAGAGUCCCAGAGAGGGAUGACUUCAGUGAGAUCAUAAUACAGAAGGAGAAUGCCCUGAAGGACCUGAGGCUGGAGACAGCAAAGCUGGAGAAAAAGAAUAAGGUCCUAAGCAAAAAUGUCAUAGAACUUCAGAAGAAGAUUUCAAGAGGACAUAAGAAUACUGCCCCUGAUCCAGAAACCCUAAAAAAUAAAAUAGCAGAAUUGAAGGUGAAACUACAAAAUUUAACCGAGUCCUGUGUGCAACAAGAGGAGGAAAUAGCCAAGAUGGAAAGUGACUACCAAUCUGUAAAUCAGCUCUGUGAAGAUCAGGCCCACUACAUAAAGAAAUACCAAGAAAUUCUGAGGGAGAUGGAGAAGAAGCAAGAAGUGAUGCUGCUUGAAAAAGAAAUAUCCAAAGCCCAGAAUGACUCCUCCCAAGUAGUGAAACCUGGGGCAACUCUGGAAGAGACCAUUCAAAGUGACAUGGAGAAGAUCAUCAUCAAGAAACAGAAGAGGAAGUUUUUGUUAAGGCACUUCCGGUACCUUUUCUUCAUGAUCAUCAUCUUCCUUCGGUUAUUGGGCUAUAUACUUUUCCACCUGCAGUACAUAAACCCAGAUCUUCUUGUGGACACCCUGCCCAUGCUGAUGAGCAGAAGCACACUGAAGUGGCUGAGGGACAUAUUGUUUCCCUUCCUUACUCUAGAGGUAGAAGAUGUACUACCACAUUAAUGUCCGGUGACCUGCCGGGCCUCGCAUUGCACCCCCAAUGGAGGGGCCAUGGCUGUGGCCUUGCAAUGGUGAU